Messenger RNA from Mesorhabditis spiculigera, 1128 nucleotides. The record is from the annotation of a GenBank genome assembly. NCBI's taxonomy places the organism in Eukaryota, Metazoa, Nematoda, Chromadorea, Rhabditida, Rhabditidae.
AUGGUACGCGAGUCGGAGAAGCAUUGGAAGGACGUCUUCGUCUCCGCUGGCACUUUCUGCAUCGACUAUGAAUGCUACGACAAGGGAGAAGCCGAGAUUCUGCUCGCCAACGCUAAGAUUGACAAUUACAAGGAGGACGAGAGCGUGGCGGAUGCUCGUGGAUUGAUCGAGCUGCCCGCCGAGUUGAUCAUGUCGAUUCUCGAACCGCUGAACUUUCUGAUUGCCGAGCGGUCACUUGGAGAUGACGCGCUCAUCGUGCGCCUUCUGGAACUACAAGUCGAGCCCGAUCGUCGCCCUCUACAUCCCCAACUUUGCCCACGAGGCGGCGCCAUGUUCCUCGACGUCCGCUGCAACGACACGGGCGUGCUGACCAAUUUUGAGGAACAAAAGCAAACCGUCAUCCGGCACUCGACGAAGGGCCGUGAGCGCGUCAAGCGGAUGUGCGUCGAGAUGAAGAAGCGGCAUCGUCCUCACUUCCGCAAACCGUCAUCCGGCGCUCGUCAUGGGGAUGUGCGCGUCGAGAUGCAGAAGCUCCACGGCCCCGGCGCUGUCCCGGCGGUCUUGUCGCUGUUCUCGAGGCGACGGCAGCGGGAGGAACAACAACGGCACCCCGGAUUGCCUAAGGUACAGCCGGACGACUCGAUGAUGCGCGACCGUUGUCGCUGCGCAACGACUUCAAGACGAGCGACGACGCUUCUUCGUCACCGCUUCCUGAUGGGCCCGCAUCGCUUCGUCGUCCUCAAGCAGCUCUUCAUCAGCUCCGACGCCUUCUUCUCGGCUUCAAAGGCAGUGGGCACACAGCCGGAAGCCGAGGAGAAGAUGGACAGCGAGCUGAUGGAGGACGGCGACGCCAAGGAGGACGAUGAGGAGGCGAUGGGCAGCAUACAGAGAUCGUUCACCCUGUUCUCGUAUCUAUUCGCGCCGGCUAAUCCACUGAAAAAUGAGGGAAAUAUUGAUGAGCAGCAACUCUACGUCAUUUUGCCGGCAAAUAACGCGUCCGCUGCAGCGCAGAGGCCACGCCCACUACCCGGGUGGCCCUACGUGGCGCUGACCCCAUCGACCGUACCCCGUCGCUACAUCCCCGAUUAUUUGAGGACGACGGCCAGGCGGAUUAAGGAGGCGCAGAAA